Messenger RNA from Neohortaea acidophila, 966 nucleotides. Its product is annotated as galactosyl transferase GMA12/MNN10 family-domain-containing protein. The record is from RefSeq and is a predicted model, not a curated record. The transcript has 2 exons. NCBI's taxonomy places the organism in Eukaryota, Fungi, Ascomycota, Dothideomycetes, Mycosphaerellales, Teratosphaeriaceae. Gene Ontology annotation, cellular component: Golgi membrane; mannan polymerase complex. Gene Ontology annotation, biological process: protein N-linked glycosylation. The coding region runs from base 1 to 966 and encodes 321 amino acids. Gene Ontology annotation, molecular function: alpha-1,6-mannosyltransferase activity.
AUGUCCAAUGUGCAGUUCCCAUAUCCGCGCAAAUCCUCUCUUCCCGCCGAACCCAAGCCGACACGAUCCAUUCCCAGCCUGCGACCGCGCGAUAUUAAGCGCUAUGGAGCUUAUAUCGUCGGCGGCGGCACCCUCAUCUUCUUCCUCGUCUGGCUCUUCAGCAGGCCGGCGAGUACGGGGCAGCUCCCGCCCGGCACUCCUGGGGCGGUGAUUGUGACAACACUCGACCCCAGCACGAGCGCGAGCUUCCGAGAAAACAUUGUGGCAAACAGGAAGGACUACGCGGCAAGACAUGGCUAUGCGACCUUCUUCGCCAACACCACCGACUACAAUCUCAUGGCGGGGAUGCCGCAGAGCUGGAGUACGGUGCCAGCGCUCAGACAUGCCAUGACCACCUGGCCACAUGCGCCCUGGCUGUUCUACCUGGCCAGCUCGGCGUUGAUCAUGAGUCCCCACGAACCUUUGUCUUCAAAGCUGCUCGAGCCGCGCAAGCUGGAGUCGUUGAUGAUAGUCGACCGGCCCGUCGUUCCACCCGACAGCGUCAUCAGAACCAUGUCUCAUCUCCAGGGGGACCACAUUGACUUCAUCCUUACACAAGAUAAGGACGGGCUUGCCGGCGGAAGCUUCCUCCUCCGCACGGGGGAGUGGGCGAAGUUCUUCCUCGACGCGUGGUUCGAUCCACUCUACCGGAGCUACAACUUCCAAAAGGCCGAGAAUCACGCGUUGGAGCACAUUGUGCAGUGGCACGGAACCAUCUUGAACAAGUUGGCGUUGGUGCCGCAGAGGCUCAUGAAUAGCUACACGCGAGAUCCCGCCGCGAUUAAUGGAGACGAUGGCGUAUAUCAAGAGGGCGAUUUUGUCGUCAACUUUGCCAGCUGCGCCAAGGACGCCAAAAGGAAUUGCGAGGCUGAAAUGGAGCCCAUGAUGACUCGAUGGCGAGAAUUGAGGGAUCAGGAACGAAGGUGA